Messenger RNA from Silurus meridionalis, 309 nucleotides. RefSeq lists its product as uncharacterized. Gene Ontology annotation, biological process: axoneme assembly. The transcript has a single exon. Bases 1 to 309 code for a protein of 102 amino acids. The record is from RefSeq and is a predicted model, not a curated record. Lineage: Eukaryota; Metazoa; Chordata; Actinopteri; Siluriformes; Siluridae. Gene Ontology annotation, cellular component: axonemal microtubule.
AUGUCUCAGAAACUUAAGCAGGAUCAGUGUGCUCCGUGUCUGAACCCAGGAAACCCAGUGUUCUCCUGCAUGCUGAAAACAUCAGCCUCUUCAGAUCCAAAAAUUCACAGUUUUCUGUACAGGACUACGUCAAGCGAGUACGGAUCUCGGCCUCCAACCUUCGAGUCGUCCCCGGGUGUGUAUUACCCUCUGUCUCAAUCUUUCUCCGAGCACCUGGGCAAGUGCGGGAUGUCCCGAGACACCUUGUUCAACACCAGGCUGGACCGCAACCGGGUGUGUGACAGCAUCAUUUUACGCAACACCAUCUGA